UGUGUUGGGGGGUGGGUUGUUUUAUGAAUUCAGGCCAUUCUCUCUGGGGAACCAAGUAUUGUUGAGGCAGCUGCUGCAUUGUUGAAGGCUAUUGUUACCAGGAAUCCCAAGGCCAUGAUACGUCUAUACAGCACCAGUGCAUUUUAUUUUGCACUGGCCUAUCCAGGAUCUAAUCUACUUUCAAUUGGGCAACUCUUUACCGUCACCCUUGUCCACCAAGGAUUUCAUGGUGGCGAAGAGGCUGCGGUUUCAGCUUCAUUGCCUUUGGCAAAACGCAGUGUUCUUGGUGGACUUCUUCCUGAAUCUUUGUUGUAUGUAUUGAAGCGCAGUGGUCCAGCAGCAUUUGCUGCUGCAAUGGUAUCAGAUUCUGACACUCCUGAGAUAAUAUGGACUCAUAAAAUGAGGGCAGAAAAUUUAAUACGUCAGGCAUUGCAAAUUAAGGUUUUGCAACACCUUGGUGAUUUUCCACAGAAAUUGUCACAGUAUUGCCAUGUUUUGUAUGACUAUGCCCCAAUGCCUCCAGUUAAAUACCCUGAACUUAGAGAUGAAAUGUGGUGUCAUCAUUAUUACUAGAGGAAUCUGUGUGAUGAAAUCCGCUUUCCAAAUUGGCCUAUUGUUGAGCAGCUUGCAAGAUCCUUGAAAUAUCCUUGGAUGAUGUAUCCAGUGAUGAUGUAAAUAAAAAGCACUAUUCGGAGGUAUCAGAUGAAACAUCUAGCUAAUCAAAGCAAAUUGAAAAUAUCAACAAGGAAAAGUUAAAGCGACGAUAUCGAAAACUUGCUGUGAAAUAUCAUCCUGUCAAAAACCCUGAAGGAAGGGAGAAGUUUCUUGCUAUACAGAAGGCUUAUGAACGCCUCCAGGCUCCAGGCUACCAUGUAAGGAUUGCAAGGUCCUCAGCCUUGGAGAUUGCUUCUUUUGCUGAAGGGGACAAUGCAUUUUAUACAGAAGAUAUAGAGACAUAUUGGAGCUAUUCAAAUAUGCUGGCUAUCCCAUGUUGUUAAGUGCUGUUACUGUGGACAAGGAUGAUAAGAAUUUUCUUUCUUUCAGAUGGAGCACCUCUCCUUGUUGCAGCAUCAGAGCUUGUUUGCCUGGCGUAAAAUUCCAUUCUAGCUCAUGCUGCUCGUUGACUUUUAUUGUGGCCAGAUGUGCAUCUUCAUUGAAUGGAGAAGAGCUGGUGAGAGAUGGAGGAGUGCAACUUCUUGCAACUCUUCUUUCCCGUUGCAUGUAUGUUGUUCAACCAUCUACUCCUGGAAAUGAACCACAAACAUCAUGCGAACAUUUUCAGUUCUUAGUCAAUUUGAGGCUGCCGGAUCUGAAAUACUCGAGUUUUCUGGGCUAGUUCCAGACAUUGUGCACGGCACUGAGUUUGAGCUUCUACCAGGAGCUGUUGAUGCUGCUCUACAGUCUAUUGCCAAUGUUUCUGUUUCAUCUGAGUUGCAGGAUGCUUUAUUGAGGGCUGGUGUUUUAUGGUAUGUCAAUUAUUUUUUUUUUUUUGGGGAUAAAAUGCUUGGUAUUUGUCUCUCAACUAUAGGUAUGCAGGAGGAUGUCCCAUGUGAGUUUAGGGCUUAGUUAGCAAACUUGGUGUUUAUAUGUGCCUGUGUCGCCAAAUAGCUUAAGUAUUUAUUUAGUAAGAUGAGCUUUACCAUUACAUGAAAAUUUACUGUGUAUGAAAGUAACUCUGUAAACAGCUAUCUACUAAGCUCUCUAAAUUUUGCAAAGGCUUAAUUUUCAAAGCUUACUAUAUAUUACUUAUGAAA
Arachis duranensis is the source of this 1754-nucleotide messenger RNA. RefSeq names its product dnaJ homolog subfamily C GRV2. Gene Ontology annotation, biological process: regulation of early endosome to late endosome transport; endosome organization; receptor-mediated endocytosis. Gene Ontology annotation, cellular component: endosome membrane. The transcript has 3 exons. Lineage: Eukaryota; Viridiplantae; Streptophyta; Magnoliopsida; Fabales; Fabaceae. Bases 115 to 573 code for a protein of 152 amino acids. The record is from RefSeq and is a predicted model, not a curated record.